UCAUUUUCGCCAUUUUGGCGCUGAUGGUAGCGAUUUGCAGCGGUGGUGCGAAUUUGAACUAAUAAUGUGUGUAGACGGAAUGAACUACCAGUAACAUCGACAGGCACUUUUAAAUCUGAACUAAGCAACAGCUCUCAUUUUCAAGCAAUUGCUUAUCCAUUUAUAGAGAUCAAUUAGUGAAACUGACUGAAGAUUUAACUUUGGUUUAACUUGAUAGAGAGCGCCAGUUGAGCGCGCUAUAGCGCUUUUCCUCUAGUUUUCAUUUUCCAGCAAACUGUCAAUAUGUCGGUCAGCUCCCAAAAGCAUUUAAGUAAUAACGAAAGUAAUAAAAGGAAUGAUAAAACACUCAAACCAUUGUUUCCUAAGCAAGCAGAAUGUUCAUAUGUAUCUUGUUAUUGUGAAGAAAAUGUGUGGAAACUGUGUCAAGAUGUAUCAAUAAGGAUACCGGGGGAGUUGGACAGGUGUUAUGUGGUUUUUAUUUCAAACCCUUGUCGUACGGUGCCUUUGUGGAAACAAAGGGCAGGGCGUGAAGAGGAUCGCCUCGUAAUAUGGGAUUAUCAUGUUAUAUUUUUGUACUCAUGGGACUCUAAAACUUGCCUUGUCUAUGAUCUGGAUUCGGAGCUACCAUUCCCAACAUUCUUUCAUAAAUAUGUCACGGAAACUUUCCGCACUGACCAAGUUCUGAAGUCAGACUUUCACAGAUUCUUUCGUGUGGUUCCUGCAAAGCAAUUUUUACAACACUUUGCUUCUGAUCGUCGGCACAUGAAACGGCCUGAUGGCUCUUGGAUUAAGCCACCACCACCAUAUCCUGCAAUAUGUACAAGUGUCUCGACCCACAACUUGGAUGAAUAUAUCAACAUGGACUUGGGUACUGGUCCCGGCCAAGUAUUCAAUCUGACAGAUUUUGUACACCGAUUUUACAAAGUUGAAAAGUAGUUGGUGAGAAUUCUAUAAUGUUAGAUAGCAAAUUUGUUUCAGCAACUGCUGGGUUUUUUGUUGAUUAUGUUUUAAUAAUCUUUGUUAUUUAUUUAAUAUUUAUGGAAUCCAAUUUUUUAUAAUUAUAAUUUUUUUUUAAUUGCAUGUAUUUGUUUACUGUUAAAAUUC
Papilio xuthus (Asian swallowtail) is the source of this 1104-nucleotide messenger RNA. RefSeq names its product N-terminal glutamine amidase tungus (gene tun). Gene Ontology annotation, molecular function: protein-N-terminal asparagine amidohydrolase activity; protein-N-terminal glutamine amidohydrolase activity. Gene Ontology annotation, cellular component: cytosol; nucleus. Lineage: Eukaryota; Metazoa; Arthropoda; Insecta; Lepidoptera; Papilionidae. The record is from RefSeq and is a predicted model, not a curated record. Bases 283 to 936 code for a protein of 217 amino acids. The transcript has 5 exons.